Armigeres subalbatus is the source of this 2218-nucleotide messenger RNA. RefSeq names its product cationic amino acid transporter 2-like. Gene Ontology annotation, molecular function: L-ornithine transmembrane transporter activity; L-arginine transmembrane transporter activity; L-lysine transmembrane transporter activity. The transcript has 4 exons. Lineage: Eukaryota; Metazoa; Arthropoda; Insecta; Diptera; Culicidae. The coding region runs from base 202 to 1977 and encodes 591 amino acids. Gene Ontology annotation, cellular component: plasma membrane. The record is from RefSeq and is a predicted model, not a curated record. Gene Ontology annotation, biological process: L-ornithine transmembrane transport; L-arginine import across plasma membrane.
ACGGUCAGUCCAAUUUUGCACAGCUGUAAGAUCGGUCGUUGUUUCGAAGGUACUGAACGCUUCUGCCGGGAGGUGUGCACGUGAUUCGCGGUCGAAUAAUAUUCACGCGUAUCCCGCGGUUUUCCGAUACGUAUUCGGUGCGUUACGACGACGGUGCGUACAACAAUUAGAGGUGCGUUACGCUCGGUCACGGUGCUUCCAAUGGAAAAAUUCUUCAAAGCGAUCAGUCGCAAAAAACCGAACGACGAUGACGGUAGCCAUUCGAAGCUGGCUCGGGUCCUCACCCUGCUGGACCUGACGGGGCUUGGCGUUGGCAGCACGCUGGGUUUGGGGGCGUACGUUCUGGCCGGCUCGGUCGCCUACGAACAGGCCGGGCCUGGUGUGGUGGUAUCGUUUGUGAUAGCUGCACUGGCGGCGGCCAUUGCCGGACUUUGCUACGCAGAAUUUGCGGCUCGUGUCCCGAAGGCCGGAUCGGCCUACAUCUACACGUACAUCACGAUUGGAGAGUUUGCUGCGUUCACCAUCGGGUGGAAUCUGAUGUUGGAGUACAUCAUUGGAACUGCCAGUGUGGCUCGCGGAUUGAGCGGAUAUAUUGAUGCGCUCAUCGACUACCGGAUGGCGAAUACUCUACAGAGCAUCGUGGAAUUCCGAGUUAGUUUUCUAGGGAAAUACCCGGACCUAUUUUCAUUCUGCGUGGUACUAUCGAUUACCGCUCUUUUGGCAUACGGCGUUAAAGAAUCGACGGUCUUGAACAACAUCUUCACUGGAGUAAAUCUGAUAGUGAUCGUUGUUGUGCUGGUUUCCGUUGGAACUAAGGUGAAUCCAGACAAUUGGAACAUCAAACCGGAAGAUAUUCCCGAAGGAGUGAAAGCAGGUGUAGGAGGAUUUAUGCCAUACGGAGUUGCUGGAGUGAUGGCAGGAGCGGCCAAGUGCUUCUACGGAUACGUUGGAUUCGAUUGCAUCGCAACCACCGGGGAAGAGGCCCAGAAUCCUUCCAGGAACAUCCCAUUGGCGAUUAUAUUUUCGCUGUUGAUCAUUUUUCUGUCUUACUUUGGAGUGGCUACUGUUCUGACAAUGGCACUACCGUAUUACAAUCAAGAUCCAAUCGCUCCGUUCCCGAAUUUGUUCGACUGGUUAGGAUGGCAGGAGAUCAAGUGGAUCGUAUCAAUUGGGGCGAUCUUUUCACUGUGCACAAACUCUUUGGGAGCUAUGUUCCCUUUGCCGCGUGUCCUGUACGCCAUGUCAUCAGAUGGAAUUAUGUUCAAGAAGCUACGGACGGUGAAUCCGGUGACAAGGACGCCAAUUCUGGCAACGGUGAUUUCUGGAAUAUUGUCAGGAACUAUGGCUUUGUUGUUCGACCUGCACCAGCUGAUCGACAUGAUGUCCAUUGGCACGCUUUUGGCAUACACGAUCGUCGCCUUGAGUGUGUUGGUUUUGAGAUAUGACGAGAACACGAAUUUCCGGACCAGUGUUCCCAUCCAAGACAAGUCGGUGAUUGUGAAGCAGCUUUUCAAUUUGAACAUUGCCAAGACUCCAAACUCGCUCUCUUCAAAGAUCGUCAAAAUUAGUUUAUUACUGUAUGCGCUUGUCACCUGUAUCAUCAGUGCCAUUCUUGUCCAUGGACAAGACUACCUUACCGCGCAGUAUCCGCUGAACUUGAUGAUCUUAACCAUUCUCGCCAUGGCCAUUUUAGUUCUCUUUCUGGUCAUUGCGUGCCAACCCGCCGAGGAGUCGAAGCUCACCUUCAAAGUCCCACUGAUCCCAUUUGUACCGAUGCUGAGUGUCCUGGUCAACAUUUAUCUCAUGUUCCAGUUGGACAUCAACACGUGGAUCAGUUUCUCCAUUUGGUUGAUGGUUGGCUUUCUGAUUUAUUUCACCUACGGUAUUCGACAUUCGGCUCUGGGUCCAGGCAGUCAGACACUGUCUGAAAGUCAGCUGGAGAACCCGUUUGCCAUGAUCGGGCUCGAAAAAGUGUAGUUAUGUAAGAUCUAGUAUAAUGGUUAUUUCAAAUAAGAUUUGUUAGUCAAUGAGUUUCAUUCCGUGCUUAGGCUAGUAAAAGUUGCAAGAACAUGUGAAUAACGGUUUGUGAUCAGUAAUUGUAGACAUUAAAAUCAAGAGAUAAAUUAAAAUCAAUUAUGCACAUUAGCAUCUUUGCAUCAAGAACACUUGAUACGAAUAAAUCAGUCGUUUGACAUACCUCGGUCUCAUGAGAAUAAAC